GGUGGUGGCAUGAAGUGAGCUGUACCAUAAAACGUGAGGGUCGGACAACCUGCUGCCAUUGCUCAUAGGGAUCCCUCGAAGUCCUUAUCGGCUCUUUUAGCGCUACUACGCUCCCUCCUCCUCAACCGGCACCAUGCGUGAGUGUAUCAGCGUGCACAUCGGCCAAGCGGGCGUGCAGAUGGGCAACGCCUGCUGGGAGCUGUACUGCUUGGAACACGGCAUCCAGCCCGACGGUCAGAUGCCCUCAGAUAAGACCAUUGGUGGCGGGGACGACUCCUUCAACACUUUCUUCAGCGAGACUUCCUCCGGCAAACACGUACCAAGGGCUGUGUUCGUGGACUUAGAGCCGUCCGUAGUAGACGAGGUUCGGGCGGGCACAUACCGACAGCUGUUCCACCCUGAGCAGCUCAUCACCGGCAAGGAGGACGCCGCCAACAACUAUGCACGCGGCCACUACACCAUCGGGAAGGAAAUUGUGGACCUCGUGCUUGACCGGCUCCGUAAAAUUGCCGACAUGUGCACUGGUCUCCAGGGCUUCCUCAUCUUCCACUCCUUCGGCGGCGGCACCGGGUCUGGCUUCACUUCCCUGCUGAUGGAGCGCCUCUCGGUGGACUACGGCAAGAAGAGCAAGCUGGAGUUCUCCGUGUAUCCGGCGCCGCAGGUGGCGACCGCUGUGGUGGAGCCCUACAACUCCAUCCUCACCACUCACACCACCCUCGAGCACUCCGACUGCGCCUUCAUGGUGGACAACGAAGCCAUCUACGACAUCUGCCGCAGGAACCUGGACAUCGAGCGCCCCUCCUACACCAACCUCAACAGACUCAUCGGCCAGAUCGUGUCCUCCAUCACCGCCUCCCUCAGAUUUGACGGAGCUCUCAACGUGGACCUGACGGAGUUCCAGACCAACCUGGUGCCUUACCCUCGCAUCCAUUUCCCAUUGGUGACCUACGCGCCCGUCAUCUCCGCCGAGAAGGCCUACCACGAACAGCUCUCAGUCUCCGAAAUCACCAACGCCUGCUUCGAGCCAGCCAACCAGAUGGUGAAGUGUGACCCGCGCCACGGCAAGUACAUGGCCUGCUGUCUGCUGUACCGAGGCGACGUGGUGCCCAAGGACGUGAACGCAGCCAUCGCUACCAUUAAGACCAAGAGGACCAUCCAGUUCGUGGACUGGUGCCCCACAGGCUUCAAGGUGGGCAUCAACUACCAGCCGCCCACCAUCGUGCCGGGCGGCGACCUGGCCAAGGUGUCUCGCGCCGUGUGCAUGUUGUCCAACACCACCGCCAUUGCCGAGGCCUGGGCUCGCCUCGACCAUAAGUUUGACCUGAUGUACGCCAAGCGGGCCUUCGUGCACUGGUACGUUGGCGAGGGUAUGGAGGAAGGCGAGUUCUCUGAGGCCCGAGAGGAUCUGGCAGCUCUGGAGAAGGACUACGAGGAGGUGGGCGUGGACUCUGCCGAUGGUGAUGGCGAGAUCGAGGGUGACGAGUACUAAGUCAUCGCUGGAGAACACUAAAAGCCCCGCCACUCCACCACAGCAUUUACGUUUAUACCAUGAAGGAACACCACUACUGUCUGUUACUCAAAUUUAUGUUAAUCAGGACACUCAUGACCACCUUGUUACUUGUUUUUAAGUAACAAGGAGAUACUCUGAACACUAUGAUAUUAUCAGUAUUAAGUGAACGGUUACGUAGUAAGUAGAAGACAGUUGAGGUGACUGGAAGGCGAUAACUCUAAGGGUUCCUUGAUGGCGGCUACGUUCUGCCUUUUCCUCUUGUUAAUGUUUUAAUUAUCAAAGGAGAAAUGCAUUGUAUCGUUAGUAGACAGUAUAUAUGGUCAAUGUAAAGCAACGCGAAACCCUGUAAACACCAGAGAGGCACAAAGCACCCCGAGGAGGCCACUCACGGUCCCCUCGCAUGUCGUGGUGCUGGUGGAGCUCAGUGUUUUGUAUGCUUGAUACCAAUACACCCUGAGUCACCA
Portunus trituberculatus (swimming crab) is the source of this 1974-nucleotide messenger RNA. Its product is annotated as tubulin alpha-1 chain-like. The transcript is spliced from 9 exons. Gene Ontology annotation, biological process: microtubule cytoskeleton organization; mitotic cell cycle. The record is from RefSeq and is a predicted model, not a curated record. Lineage: Eukaryota; Metazoa; Arthropoda; Malacostraca; Decapoda; Portunidae. Gene Ontology annotation, molecular function: GTP binding; structural constituent of cytoskeleton. The coding region runs from base 134 to 1489 and encodes 451 amino acids. Gene Ontology annotation, cellular component: microtubule; cytoplasm.